UUACUGCAGGCGACGGCUGUUUCUACAUCGGCAUGGGAGGUAAAAGCGCGAAACCCAAGAUUCCCUCCUAUGAGCCCUACCAGUGCUGUCCUGCCAAGGUCGCCCACGGCACCAAGGUCGCCAAGGCCACCAAAGUCAGUCCGAUGGCGAAGGGCAAGGGCAAAGCACACGGUGCUGAGAGGUCGGACAAAUUGGGACUGCCGGCCCUGAAGCCGAUUAACAAGCUCACAUCGAAGGACAGCAGAAAGACCGCGACGGUAUCACCGGGAGUUAGAAAAAAUGGCGGCGACCACAAGGCUAAGAAAGGAUUCUUCGGAACCGGUGUCUCGCGCGGUCCAUGAAGAGAAUCACUGUGCCGCAAGUUCUGGAUGAGCAAGACGAUCCAAGACACGUGCUAUGGAAGCCGGUGGCUGGGUCCUCGGAUUCCUCGGAAUCGUCGGGAUAUAUGCAUAUCAAUGAAUAACUGUUUCGCGAGGGUUUAGCUUUCAAGAUGUUCGAUCGACCACUGUAAAAAAGAAAGAAAACGUAGUCGUGCGUUCGCGCCGGAUCUGUACGUCUAUGUUAAAUUUGACGGAGCUAUAAUCACGAUUUGCCUCGAUCGAUUAAGAUACCGCAACAUUUCUCUUCUACCAUAACUCUCAGAAGGUUUUACUUCAAUGAGAAUCGAACGAUCGUUAUAGCUCCGUCACGAAAGUCCACCGACUCCCUUCCCACGUCCCGCAAUGUGUGUGUCUGACCACGAACCUUGUAAUCGUCGAUCGAAUCCGGAAUUAAUGAACGGCGCGAUUCAUCGAACUCUAUAUAU
This is a messenger RNA of Nomia melanderi (Alkali bee), 805 nucleotides long. NCBI's taxonomy places the organism in Eukaryota, Metazoa, Arthropoda, Insecta, Hymenoptera, Halictidae. The record is from RefSeq and is a predicted model, not a curated record.